AAAAGAGCGACUCGUUUGCGAAUCGGACAUGACUAUUGUUCGGUGAGGACGGGACAGUAGAGAGGCAGACAGAACAGGAGCGCACAGCAGCAGCAGCACAGAGAUUAUUCCUCCAACAGCAUCUAAUGUUUAUUCUGUUAUAGGCAUAUUAUCAGUUAUGCAUUAUUAAUAUUUAGUAAAGACAUGAGCGCCAGAAACAGAUCCCCACCGGACUGAUCAAAAACACACACAUCCUCUUUCAUCAGGACCACCGCUUUUAAGGCAGGACAUCGCUAAACAAGUGGAUUUUAUACUCUGUCCCGCAGUUGCGGAGAGAAUCGGAUGCUUUGUUUGGCUGUGUGAAGUGCAGAGCAUCAGGACUUCUUCUUCCUCCCCAGCCUCUGGAUCCGGGACACAAUGGAUCUGACAGCGGUCGCGCUGCUCGUGUCGCUCGUGUCCGUGUCUCUGUCCGCGGAGAACGCGGGUGGUAAAGCGCGGAGCUGCACGGACGUGCGCCAGUUCUACAGCGGCAAAGGCUUCACGUUAAACGGCGUCCCGCAGUCGGAGAUCUCAGGAGAGCAUCUCCGCAUCUGCCCGCAAGGUUACACCUGCUGCACCAGUGCCAUGGAGGAAACGCUGUCGAACCUGAGCCGCAGAGAAUUUGAAGGCCUGGUCAGAGAAGCAGGACGAUCUAUUCAAGCUUUGCUCAAUGCUCAGUACAGAACCUUUGACACAUAUUUCCUGGAACUCCUGAAUGGCUCAGAACGGUGGUUAGAAGAGGCUUUUGUGGCUGCACUUGGAGAACUGUAUCGACUGAAUGCAGGAGUGUUUCGUGACCUCUAUGCCGAACUGCAUCGAUAUUACAGUGGUGCUUCCCUGAAUCUCGAGGAGGCCUUGGAUGAGUUCUGGAUGAAGCUCCUGGAGCGACUUCUGAAGGCGUCUGACCCUGAAACUGCCUCCCUGCUCUCUGAUGACUUCCUUGAUUGUGCCUCCAAGCAGACCGAGACCCUGCGUCCUUUUGGAGAUGCUCCACGGGAACUAAAGGCCAAGCUGGUGCGGGCAUUCAUUGCGGCUCGGGCAUUCGUCCAGGGCCUUAACGCAGCUGGAGAGAUUGUACGGAAGGUGUCUCAGGUCCCACUGAGUCCAGAGUGCAAUCGUGCCAUUAUGAAACUGGUGUACUGCCCUCAUUGCAGAGGUCUGGGAUCAGUCAAACCUUGCAUUAACUACUGCAAAAAUGUGAUGAAGGGCUGCCUGGCUAAUCAGGCUGACCUGGACACUGAGUGGCAGAGCCUCAUAGAAACCAUGCUACAGGUGGCCUCCAGUUUUGGUGCCGAGCCCAGUAUGGACACGGUGAUCUAUUCAAUUCCUGUGAGAAUCUCUGAAGCUGUCCUCGCCAUGCAGGAGAACAUGGAGAUCUAUACCAGCAAGGUUUUUAAGGCCUGUGGGGACCGUGGUGAGGAAGGCACACCAAGUUCAAUAUCUGAGGAGCCAAAAAAGAAAGAAAGCACAGUGACUGCUCUGGAAUACAAACCCAGCCCUAAGUCUGCAGCCAGACUGGAGGUCCAGGUCACGGAUGUGUACAGCAAACUCAAGGAAAUGCAGCUUUACUGGAUCCAACUUCCUUCGGCUUUGUGCAGUGGUAAAACGGCAUCUUCAACUACUGGUGACAAAUGCUGGAAUGGCAUCACCAAAGCCAGUUACCUCCCAGAGGUCAUGGGUGAUGGGCUGGCCAAUCAGAUUAAUAACCCAGAGGUGGAGAUCGACAUCACUAAGCCUGACAGGACAAUACGUCAACAGAUCAUGCUGCUGAAGAUCAUGUCUAACCGCCUGAAAAACGCCCUCGAAGGCAAUGAUGUGGAUUUCCAAGAUACAAGUGAUGAUUUCAGUGGCUCGGGAAGCGGCAUGUGUGCGGAUCACCUGUGUGUUCGUGGUCGACCUCCGGUUUUUGGGCCGAAAACGGACAGGCCCAAACUCUAUGCCACUGGGCCUGAAAACAAAAGAGUCAAAGGAUCCGGGAACCAGAUUCAGCCUUCUUUCAUUUUACUGAUUGUGUUCUUUGUGAGUCUAUUGCUCAGACGAUAAUGGAGAUGCUAAAUUGAACUUUGGGUUCUGGGUCAGGAAAUUUGGAUUAUGACCAGGAAUGUUGAGGAAAAAUUGAGAAAGUGGGAACAGGUGAGUGUAAUCAAAAUUGCCAAAAGAAAAAAAAGGAAGCAUUUUGAGUGAAAGGACAUUUUAAUUCCUUUGGAAUAGGUUGGAAAGGAAUUGCUUUUGUGUUUUUUUUUAUGUUUUGUAAUAUACGUCAGAUUUGAGUGCUGACUUGUUGCAUCAAUCGUCACAUUGCUUUUUUUUACCUUUGAAUGUAAACAGAUGGACAGGAGGAAUGCUGGUUUAGAGAUACAAUAUGAGCUUCUUGAAAACAUAAGUGACUUACCCACCCACAGUUCUUUGCUAUUAAAGUCACAGUCAACAAGUCACCCCCAACAAGUCAUUUCACCAUGCUUGAGUUACGCAAGUUUGUUUUUGCACAACUGUACAUUUUAAAUAUGUCACAGAUGGACAUUGUUACAAAGUACUGCAUCAGUCAGAUCCCUUUUAGAUUACAAAAUGUAUGAACUUUGGCAUGGACAUGGAUUGAAAUAUGGAACUGCUGAGUAUCUAAGGAGUUAUGUAAUGGUGUUUUUUUUUUUAAACUGUGAUUCAUUUGGUUGGGUCUAAUUUUGUAUAAUGGCAAGCUGUGAUAAUGGGUGAAUUUCAUUAAAUAGAAGAAAUGUCCAUUUAUUUCACACUAACAUCAAAAAACAAAAAAAUAAACGUUUUUUCUUUGUUGCAUAAAAGAAAAUAGAGCAUUUUUAGGGCUAAUAAAAAUGUUUCCAUAUUUUUUAGGUAAAUAUCUGUGUUUACAUAAAAAAAAAUGUAAAUAACUGCAACAAGUGUGAUAUUUUGUUUAUACAACAGUUUGACGGCAUAAUUGUGUUUAUAAAAGGACACGACUUACUUUCUUCCGGCAUUCAUUGACAUCUGCAGCUGAUGUCAGAACAGCAGAAACCAUUGCUGCUUCACAAACGUCACUUUCAAGCUAGUAUUUGAAUGAUUCUCUAGCGUAAUGUCUAAAGUGAUGACAAAAGGGGUAAUUUUUGCUCACAUUUUUAGGUUAUAAGGCUGAACGGCAUGAAAUGCCAUCAGUCUACAGAGAUUUCCCAGUAUUUCUCAGUUGCAAUCAGGAUUACACAGUAAUUAAACCCGAAAAAAAAAAAAAA
Danio rerio (zebrafish) is the source of this 3236-nucleotide messenger RNA. RefSeq names its product glypican 1a (gene gpc1a). The record is from RefSeq and is marked validated. Lineage: Eukaryota; Metazoa; Chordata; Actinopteri; Cypriniformes; Danionidae.